Messenger RNA from Elgaria multicarinata webbii, 1077 nucleotides. It is a transcript of the gene HAAO, whose product is annotated as 3-hydroxyanthranilate 3,4-dioxygenase. The record is from RefSeq and is a predicted model, not a curated record. NCBI's taxonomy places the organism in Eukaryota, Metazoa, Chordata, Lepidosauria, Squamata, Anguidae. The transcript is spliced from 10 exons. Gene Ontology annotation, biological process: 'de novo' NAD+ biosynthetic process from L-tryptophan; quinolinate metabolic process. The coding region runs from base 155 to 1018 and encodes 287 amino acids. Gene Ontology annotation, molecular function: 3-hydroxyanthranilate 3,4-dioxygenase activity; iron ion binding. Gene Ontology annotation, cellular component: cytoplasm.
AGAAAAAGCCAAUCCCUAUACGGAGGGAGGAACUUACAACCGUGUAUAACAGUUGACUAAUAUUGUGCCAGACCCAAUAAGUUUGCCCAGAAUAUCAAGCUGUGAAAGGCAUCUGCAUGUUUCCUUCCUCUGGGUAACUUUGCUAUCAAGAGUCAUGGAGAAGAUGCUUGUGAAUAUAGAGAAAUGGGUAGGAGAAAACAGAGCCGCUUUUUUGCCUCCGGUAUGCAAUAAGCUUAUGCACCGCCAUCAACUCAAUGUCAUGUUUGUUGGGGGGCCGAACCAAAGGAAAGAUUAUCACAUUGAAGAAGGAGAAGAGUUGUUUUACCAGCUGGAGGGAGAUAUGUGCCUGAAGAUAAUAGAAAAUGGAAAACACAAGGACAUUUACAUUAAAGAAGGAGAGAUGUUCCUCUUACCAGCAAGGGUACCACAUUCUCCUCAAAGAUACGCAAACACUGUGGGAUUGGUUAUUGAGAGGAAGAGAUUAAAGACAGAAACCGACGGACUCAGAUACUACGUUGGAGAAUCAACUGAGGUCCUUUACGAAAGAUGGUUUUACUGUGAUGACCUCGGUACCCAACUUACUCCAUUAAUCCAAGAAUUUUUCAGCUCAAAGCAGUAUCAAACUGGAAAACCCAAUCCAGAUGAACUUAUAAAAGAACCCCCUUUCCCACUAAAUGAUACCAGGGUCAUGGAACCCUUCUCCUGGCAAGUCUGGCUGAAAGAUCACCGAGAAGAUAUAGUUCAGAAGAAACCCUUGAGCCUUUUUGGAGACAACUUUGAAACUGAGGUUAUAAUUUUUGGACCAGGAAGAACUAAAGAGGGAGGAAAGAAUGCAGAUAUAUGGAUAUGGCAGAUGGAAGGCACAUCUGUUGCUACUAUUGAUGGUAAAACCCUGAGUCUAGCAACUGGAGACAGCCUUCUCAUCCCAGUACAGGCUAAGUUUCAGUGGACAAGGGACGAAAGAUCCAUUGCUCUUUACGUUGUUCAGGACCCAAUGCGGAAAAGACCCUAUGCCUGAGUUCUGCACCCAAACUGUAUCAACAAGAUUCAUGAAUAAAAUUCCAAUGAAAAGGUUAA